GUGCUGUCUGCACCUUGUGCACCGGAACGGGACACUACCGAGGCCCAAGGACCAAGAUCCGGGCACUCUGGCGUCUGGCAGCUGUUGAGGGUUCCAACGCUGCAUGUGAGGGGUCGUGGUGCCCACACCGGGGAGCUCAGGAGGUAAAAGCACUGGGAAAGAAAAAGACGAAGCUGAAACCCACCCAGAUCACAGCAGCGACCCCACGCAGCACAAGAUCGAGUCGUAUUUCUAAUCCCAUGUCCAAUUGUGGUAUUUUACCUCGCUUGGCUCCCCUUUCAAAAAGUGCGAGUUGGUCACGACCUCCAACUUCAUUCCAUCCAACGACCCGCCAACCCUGCCGCCGACGCCAGUCCGAGACUUCCGGCUUCCCACAUACAAAACUCCCGGCUAGACCCCAAAACCACCUCCAACGACGAGGCAAAAAUGGCUUCCGCAUCUACCUUUUACGACUUUAAGCCCCUGAACAAGAAGGGCGAGGAGGCUCCUCUGUCUGAGUACAAGGGCAAAGUGGUCCUCGUGGUGAACACGGCGUCCGAGUGCGGCUUCACGCCGCAGUACGGCGGUCUAGAGACCGUGUACAAGAAGCUCAAGGAGACGCACGGCGACGACUUUGUCAUCCUCGGCUUCCCCUGCAACCAGUUCGGCGGCCAGGAGCCCGGCACCGACGAGGAGAUCCAGUCCUUCUGCCAGGUCAACUACGGCGUCAGCUUCCCCAUCAUGGGCAAGGUGGACGUCAACGGCGACAAUGCGAGCCCGCUGUGGAAGUGGCUCAAGGAGGAGCAGUCGGGCAUCAUGGGCAUCAAGUCGGUCAAGUGGAACUUUGAGAAGUUUCUCAUCGGCCGCGACGGGAAAGUCAAGCGCCGGUGGGCCAGCACCACCAAGCCCGAGGCUAUCGAGAAGGAUAUCGUCAAGGAGCUCGAGGUCAAGGCUUAGGCGAUCAAGGCUUCUUAGACGGAUGCUUUCGAGGGUGCUGGCCAUUCAGAUGUAUUAUCUCCUCCUUGUCUCGUGUGGGAACGCCAGAUAAAGCCAUCAACAUUAAUGACAUGAAUAACAAUACUAUUGCAAUUGCUAUCCAAGAUCCAAGGUGAUACAUAUCGGCCCAGAGUCCAGGGCGGCUAUAGAUAGCACGGUUAGCAAUGAUAAAUUCCGAGACGACGAGUUGCAAUGUGACCUGCCAACAUGAUGGCGUCCUCCCAAGAUUUGAACAGACUACGAACUAGCUGGC
Molecule: messenger RNA, 1228 nt
Organism: Gaeumannomyces tritici R3-111a-1
Lineage: Eukaryota; Fungi; Ascomycota; Sordariomycetes; Magnaporthales; Magnaporthaceae
Product: peroxiredoxin HYR1
Exons: 3
Coding region: 427-936 (169 amino acids)
Biological process (GO): response to oxidative stress
Molecular function (GO): glutathione peroxidase activity
Source: RefSeq, a predicted model, not a curated record